AUGAGCAUCACUAAAGAGACAGAAGAGAGAGGAGACGUGUGGCACUAUGAACAUGUGGGAGCAGAGGAAAGUCAUUAUGGAGAGGGCAGACAUACCCACGUCUUUUUCACAACGGCCUUUAGUAAGCACUUGCCCGGUCUGCCCCUGUACUCCUCGAGCAGAGUACUGGACGACGUCACUCUCUACUGGUACGACAGCCAUACCCGGCUCCUGGAGGUCCGGGCUCCAUGGUUUAAAAAUACCGGUGUCAACCUAUGGAGAAUCAACCUCCAUGAAAUGAAUUAUCAGCUGACGAUGCAAAGAUAUUUACAGGCUAUAAAAAACAGGCUAAACUCCAGUGAAGAAUAUGAUAUGCUUCAGAAGAAGGAAGGUUGUAUUCUCUAUGACAAUGGAACAGUACAGGGAUUUAUAAGUGAAGCAUAUAACGGGAAACUCUUCACCCAUUUUGACAUAGAAGCUGCAGUCUGGGAAACUGAAAUCCCGGAGGCUCAGAUCUUUGUAGAAGCCUUGAAUUCUAACAAGACGGUGAAUGAAGAUGUUAAAAAAGAAUUAAUGGGCACAUGUAUGUCCUACAUCAGGUGGCUGAAGACUCUAAGAAAUGGCACAUUAACCAAGAUAGAGAAGCCGACUGUGAGAGUCAUGGGAAGAUCUAUAUCCAUUGAUAUUGUCACGCUAUCCUGCAAAGCUUAUGGUCAUUACCCCAGGGACAUCUCCUUGAAGUGGUGGAGAAAUAAUCAGCAGGUACCAGAGGAGGAGAUACAGAGACUGACUCUGCCUUUCCCUGACCAAACAUAUCUGUCCUUAUCAACUCUUGAUAUAACACCAAUUACUGAGGAUCUGUAUACCUGUGAGGUCAACCACAGCAGUCUGGAAGUGGUGGUGAGACACCAUUGGAAACCAUUUCAGCAGAGUCUGCAUUCGCUCUCACAAGAUACCGGCGGCCUCUCCUUUGGGAUAGUGAUUGUCCUUUCGCUUACCGCAGUGCUUUUGUUGUUUGGUACAGUCCUUGGACUGGUAGCGCUUGACAAAAAGAGAUGCUCUGCUAGCCCCAAUGACUCUCACGAUCCUCCAGUCUUUUUAAUCACAGUGAAGAGAUACAAUCCAUUUGACCCUUUACCAAACCCUCCGAUGAAUGUUAUAAGUAUCAACAAGGUGCUAGUGGUUCGCCUUCAAGCCAAGACCGGCAAUAUUCACUUGUGUACCUCUAGGCUAAGACAAGACAACAGUAGAUGA
Nanorana parkeri is the source of this 1233-nucleotide messenger RNA. Its product is annotated as major histocompatibility complex class I-related gene protein-like. The record is from RefSeq and is a predicted model, not a curated record. NCBI's taxonomy places the organism in Eukaryota, Metazoa, Chordata, Amphibia, Anura, Dicroglossidae. Gene Ontology annotation, cellular component: external side of plasma membrane. Gene Ontology annotation, biological process: immune response. The transcript has 7 exons. Bases 1 to 1233 code for a protein of 410 amino acids.